Molecule: messenger RNA, 1791 nt
Organism: Caenorhabditis angaria
Lineage: Eukaryota; Metazoa; Nematoda; Chromadorea; Rhabditida; Rhabditidae
Source: the annotation of a GenBank genome assembly
AUGAAAUAUGUCGAUUUUUUGGUGCCAGAAGAAUAUCGAGAAAUGAAAAAUCAUGGAGAAGUGUAUGUUGAUAUACGUGCAUUGCUGGUUUUGCAAGAAAUUAUAAAAGUGGAUGAGACCAAAGAAACCAUCAAAAAUAAAUGGAAAUCAACGAUUGAAAAAUAUCUUGUUACGCCUGAAUUUGAAUCUUGUUUUCAGCAAUUGAUUACAUUAUUUCCUGGAACUCUUGCCAAUAUUUUCGUGAAAAACUUUGUGGAUACCAAAAAUUUGCACAAAGCAAAUCAAAUAUUCAAAGAUCUCCAGCAGGUUUUUAUCGAAAUGUUAAAAGAGAAUGAUUGGUUGGAUGAGGAAUUGAAAGAUGUGUUGAAGCAAGAAGUUUUGGAUUUGAAAGCAUCGAUUGGGAUUCCAGAUGAACAUAAAGAUCAGGAAAAUAUUGAUAAAAUGUAUUCGCGAAUCGGAAAUUUUGAAAAUCAAACAUAUUUGAGUUUGAUUCAAAAUUUAUUGAAAAUGAAUAGCGAAGAAACAUUUUUAAGAGUUGCUAGAAGAGAAGGCAUCACAUAUCUGGGAUCAACAAUGGGUUUCAAUGCCCAUUAUUAUAAACCUAAUCAUCGAACAAGUAAUUUAUUUUAUUUUUUUUUAUUUUCAUAUCUCAUAAAUACUUAUUGCAGCCAUCGGUCCACUUCUCCUCAACUUCCCAUUAAUCGAUAGAAAUUUGCCGGAAUGGAAUCAUAUUGCAACACUUGGUUACCUUUUAGGACAUGAAAUUGGACACGCUUUCGAUGCGAAUGAUUUUUUUAUAAAUCAAAUGAGAAAUGGUAUUGAGAUGUCAGCAAAAAUGGAGGAAAUAUUCGAAGAUCGUGUUGAUUGCAUUAUUCAAAAAUAUGACAAAUAUCAAUUUCCGGAUGGAAGUUUUGUGAGUUUCAACAUUUUUUGGUUUUGAAUUCAGGCCUGUUCCGGAAAAUCGAAACCCGGAAAACGGAAAGUCGGAAAAUUUCCGGAUUUUUUGAACCGGAAAAUUAUUCAAAGUCUGAAUUGCGAUUUUCAGCCUUUUUUCAAGGUCUUAAAUUUUGAAUUUCAGCCUUAAGUUGGCACUAAAACUUAUUCUUAUCGACAAUUCUUCUAUUCACAAGUAAUUUAGUAACUAUUUCAGACGUUUUACGUUCGAAAAUAGUAAAAUUUGAACAAUUGAAAAAAAACAUUCCAAAGUUUUCAUUUUUUUCUAUCAUAAACUGAAAAAAUUUCCCAAAAUUUAGGCAAUUUUAAAAAUAUUACUACUAAAGAUCAUUUUCCGGAUUUUCCGAGCACAUUUUCGGGAAAACCGGAAAAUUGAUUUUUCCUUGAAAAACCCGGAAAAUCCGGAAAUUCGGAAAAUUUCCGGCACAGGCCUGUUUUGAAUACAAAUAAAUUUUCAGUCAAGUGGAACUCGCACACAAACCGAAGAUUCUGCAGAUAUGAUUGGAUUCAAUUUGGCUUAUAGAUUAUUCAAGAAAUUAAAUGACACUGAAAAACUGCCAAGUUUUGAAAAAUAUACCUUUGAACAGCAAUAUUUUCACAGAUUGGGUUAUGUAAGUUUGGCUAGAGCCAGUAAAAAUUAAAGCAAGAGGUUUUCAGAUUAGGUGUUUCGCUGAAAUGAAUAAUCAAACCAUCCUUCUUGCACAGGCUGAUACUCACAGUGCCCAUAAAUUUCGUGUAAAUGGAAUGAUGUCAAAUUCUGAAGAAUUUGCGAAAGCUUUCAAUUGCCCGAAAAAUAGUGCGAUGAAUCCCGAAAAGAAAUGUCCACUUUUCAAAUAA